This is a messenger RNA of Meriones unguiculatus (Mongolian gerbil), 3743 nucleotides long. RefSeq names its product CD177 antigen-like. Lineage: Eukaryota; Metazoa; Chordata; Mammalia; Rodentia; Muridae. Gene Ontology annotation, biological process: regulation of integrin-mediated signaling pathway; leukocyte cell-cell adhesion; cell-cell junction maintenance. The record is from RefSeq and is a predicted model, not a curated record. Gene Ontology annotation, cellular component: plasma membrane; plasma membrane raft. Bases 1388 to 2317 code for a protein of 309 amino acids. The transcript has 8 exons.
CACGGAUGGCCGCUGCCCACGCUGACCGCACCAGGUGGGCUGUGCUGUCCAUGGUCCUGCCCCUCUCGGAGGACUGGGGCGGGGGAGCACGGUCACAGAGUCAGAACGAGGGUGUCCUCCCUCGGCGGAUUUUCACACAAACGGAAAGCCGAACCGAGGCCGGGAGAGUGUGAGCCCGGAGUGCUCCCGAGCUGCACAAACGGGACACGCAGUGAGCCCAGUCCCAGGACUCGGGGUCAGAGCGACAGGAGCCCAAGGCCGCUUUCAGCCGGGGCUGGUGCUCGCUGCUGGGGACAUAAGCGUUCUGUGUGCACGCCUGCGCGCGGGCAGAGGGCGCCAGAUCUCACCAGAGACCGUUGUGAGCCGCCAAACGCCCGUGGUCAGGACGGAGGAGGGGGGUGUCGGUGACGUCAGUCUCGCUGUCUGGCCCCUGCUGCCCGCUCACCCUCAGAGAAGCACCUGGAGCAGCGGGAACACAGAGUUCCUCACGGAGCCUUCACAUACCUCCUGACUCUGCAGCUGAGGUGGCCUCUCAGCAACGGCCACUGCCCACUGCCCAGCACUCACUAUCUGCACAGCACGUCUGGAAGCCCUCCCAGCCCGAGGUUCUGCCGACGUUCUGAAGCCAGGAAGACUUCUGCCGCUUCCAAGGAGGGAGCAGCCAGGGACCAGCCCAAGCCCGAGUGGAGAAGCCAGUGAGGAGGAGCAGGGGGGAGCGGCCGCGGUAGGCCUGAGUGCCAGGGAGGAGGAGCAGUGGGGAGCGGCCUCAGGAGGCCAGGGAGGAGGCUGCCCUGGGCUUCUGUCCCGGGAGGACCAGAUGGACAGGGACUGAAGUCCUGGUCUGAGGGAGAGCUGGGCCCUGACACGCUGCCCUGACGGAGGAGGCAGUGCUCUGAGGAAGCUGUUGAUCCCGGGGUCUCUGAGGAGCCUCAGUGCUGGACUCCAAGGCCAAGGGAAGCGUCUGAGGCCUCCAUGAGUGGAGGAGGAGGCCGGCUUUGUGUUCUCUGUGGCCUGAGCCGACACUAGGCCCUUCAGCUGAAGGAGGAAGCUGGGUGACCAGAAUCCGGGCUCCUGGGGAGCUGGGGCUGACAGUGGAACUCAAAUGCCCCGUCCCUAGGGUGGACAACCAGGGAGCUCAGGACAGCUGGUGGAGCUGGGCCUGAGGCCUGAGACGCUGGUGCCUGAGCAGGUUCUGCUUGGGACCUGAGGUCCUGGGGCUCACGGCGCGGGCCCAGGCCUGCUCUCCUGCAGUAGAGGCUGCAGGGGCAGGGCUGCUGGGUUCUGGCGCAGAGAACCCGCAGCCCUCUGAGAACUGCAGCAGAGGCCCCGAGCACAGUAAGCCUGCUGAAACCUCAGGUACCACAGGGCAGGCUGGCCCCACGGUCCUAUGGACCCUAAAGUGGGCACCGGCUGGAGGACAAGGUUCCUCCCUGGCUGUCUGCUUGAACUGUGUCCUGUUCUCCACCAGUUCCAGGGCCUGGUCAGCUCUCCCCACCUCAGAGAAGCCAUGGGAGCCUGCCCCAUCCAGGGCUUCCUGCUCCUCUCUCUGCUGGGCUUCCCGGCCUGCUCAGACAUGCUGACCUGUCACAAGGGAAUCAUGUUGAAAUCAGGCAGCGACUUCUCGAAGACACCCGUUGAGUGGAAGUCAUUUGGGACCACACAGAGCGAGCCUGGGGAGCUGUGUCAGGAGACUCUCCUGCUCAUAGACAUAGGUGAAAAGUCUCUCAUAUUGGGGAGCAAAGGCUGCAGCAAUCCUGGGCAUCAGAAGAUCAAAAAUGUCACAGUGUAUUCCAGGGGACCUGGAAUGCUGGCCUCUUCUUACGUCAACGUCUGUGGCAGUGAUCUGUGCAACAAAGCUAACAGCAGCGAUGUCCUAGUGAGCUCCCUCACUCCUCCAGCCUGCUCUGAGCCGGGAAUGACCCGCUGUCCUGUCUGCCUGGAUUUUGAGGGUUCCUGCUCCGAGCUUUCUAACUCAGUCUUCUGCCCCAGGAAAACUGAUUGCUACACCAGUGACUUGGUGGUUAAGGGAGGUGGGAUCAAUGCCAUUUUUAGCAUUGAUGGAUGCCUGGUCUCAUCUGCCAAAAAUUUACUGAAAGACCAAAGUUCAAUUGGGGUCUUUUCCGUGGUGGAAAUCCCUGACUCGAUGACUUACAAUUCAUCCCCGAAUAUGCUUGUCCCUGGCACCUUCCUGGUGUGGCUGUUAGGGCUGGGGCUCUUCUUAGCCCUUUGUUUGGAAGGCUUUGUCUUCUCGGCUGAACCCAUUUUCCUACCCUCCUUAAUCCUCCCAUGUCCACCCUCCCCUGAUGUCACAACCUGAGGACCUCAGGCUGGCACUGUCACCCCUUGCUGCCCAGGUGUCCUCAUCCCUCACCCACACACCUGUGCCUCCAUGUUUAGAUACAGGAGCCUCUGAACUCAGCCUGCUCCAGAGAGGACAGCCUCACAGAGCCACACAUGGGAUAAUAAAGCCACUGCUGUUUCUCCAAAUACAGGGUUCUCUGUGGGACAUGGGGUUCUCUGUGAGGGGAUGGGGCUCCCUCUGUGAGGAGCUGGGGCUCUCUGUGAGGGGAUGGGGCUCUCUGUGUGCUCCCUCUGUGAGGGGAUGGGGCUCUCUGUGAGGAGAUGGGGCUCUCUGUGAGGGGAUGGGGCUCUCUGUGAGGAAAUGGGGCUCUGUUUGCUCCCUGUGAGGAGAUGGGUCUCUCUGUGUGCUUCCUCUGUGAGGAGAUGGGUCUCUCUGUGUGCUUCCUCUGUGAGGCGAUGGGGCUCUCUGUGUGCUUCCUCUGUGAGGGGAUGGGGCUCUCUGUGUGCUUCCUCUGUGAGGGGAUGGGGCUCUCUGUGUGCUUCCUCUGUGAGGGGAUGGGGCUCUCUGUGAGAGAUGGGGCUCUCUGUGAGAGGAUGGGGCUCUCUGUGUGCUUCCUCUGUGAGAGGAUGGGGCUCUCUGUGUGCUCCCUCUGUGAGGGGAUGGGGCACUCUGUGAGGAAAUGGGGCUCUGUUUGCUCCCUGUGAGGAGAUGGGGCUUUCUUUGUGCUCCUUGAGGGCCUUGUGUCUUCUGAGGGCCUGAACUUCCCCGAGGAGCGUGUGUCACAGGUUUUUCAAGUUAGUCCAUGGCUCCUGGGCACCUGUGAGCCUCCCUCAGGUGGUGAAGUGCCCAGGCCUCCCCGUGUGUCUCUGCACGUCCCCUCGGAAGUUAAUCUUCUGUGCCCUGUGUAGCAUGCCAACCUAAGUGUAUCCUGGCAACUACCAAUGUAUCAAUCCCAGAAAUUGUCGUUAUAUUUUGUUUCUGAUAAAGGUAUAAAACAUCUGAUUAAUCUCAAUAAAAUUGUCAGCCUCAGCCUUGCUGUGGUCACCGCCACCAACCUGGCUUGAUUCCUCGUGGCCAUAUCAGGGGAGCUUGGCCAGGUCAGCGUAGGUGCCAACUCCCUGCCUCGAUGGUGCUACGUGGCAAAACGUUUCCUGGGGAGAUUCAGCACACACAUUUACUCACUCCAGACUGAGACCCAAUGACAGAGCAAAGCACAGAUGCCACCAAAAUCAAACUUGGUGAACCAAUAACUUUGUUUUUGUUCUUUUGUUUAUGUUUUGAUUUUUCUGUGUAUUUUUAUUUUAUUAACUUUUUGAUUCUUUGUGAAUUGCACACCAGGCACCUGAGUCCCCCUCAUCUCUCCAUCCCUUUGUAUCUGCCCCUGCCCUGCAAAUUUCCACCCCCAAAAUAAAAUUAAAUAAGAUAGAAUAAAAAAGUCUUG